Clunio marinus is the source of this 2208-nucleotide messenger RNA. The record is from the annotation of a GenBank genome assembly. NCBI's taxonomy places the organism in Eukaryota, Metazoa, Arthropoda, Insecta, Diptera, Chironomidae.
AGUAAUAUUUAAUGUAUUGUUAUUGUUUAUACUGUGGUUAUGUUCACUUGUUGUUUGAAGCAAAAAACAAUUCUAAAUUAACAAAAUAUUUAGAAAUAUUUAUUGACCGGUGUUAUCAUUAUUUGAAGUUAAAUUAGCUAUGCCUCGGAAAGGAACCAGGAAAGAACCAAAGAAGCAUAAAUCAACAUAUUCCAUACCAAGAGAAUUAUAUAUGAAAGCUUUUGGAGAAAUAAAACAAAUACGAAACGAGGAUGAUGAACAAAUACAGAGUAAAUGUCAUCAAAAUAUUUAUGAAAAGUUUAAAGGUAUUGAAGUUCCAACAUGUAAAGGAAAUUUCUUAGAAGCAGCUAAGCAAGCACUUGAAGAUCGAAACUUCACAACACUCUACUUAAUAAUUUCCAAGGCACUUGGUUUGAGGGAUUCUGUUCUCACUCAACAAAUAUUUGAGUAUUUUUAUACCGGAUUGUCUCAUGAUGAAAAAAUCUUAGAAGCCGAUCGAGAGAGUCUCUUAAAAAUUUUUCUUACGACAGUCAAGCGAAUUGAUGAAAAUGUUUACAAGGAGUAUUUAAAAAAUAUUCAUUCAUUCCAAAUCUCAUCAGAAGAACAUUGUGACCCUGUUAAGAUCGAAAAUAAAUAGGUCUUAAGAUCUCAAAUCAUCAAAUAGGAGAAAUAUGAGCUGUUUAGCUAAAGUUCUUCGAUAUUCUGACUUUGGUGAGCCAGGCAACGUAUUAAAAAUAUAUUCGGAAAAUUUGCCAGCACCUGAAAAGAGUAAACUUCUAGUCAAAGUUCUUCUUGCACCAAUUAAUCCAGCCGACAUUAAUACAAUUCAAGGAAGAUAUCCAGUGAAGCCUGAACUACCUGCAAUUCCUGGCAAUGAAUGUGUAGCUGAAAUUCUCAGUGUUGGCUCUUCUGUUAAAAAUAUAAAAGUAGGUGAUUUGGUAGUUCCAUUUAAAACAGGUUUGGGAGCAUGGAGAACACACGCAAUUUAUGAUGAGGAUGACAUUUUCAAAGUACCUGAAGGAGUUCCACUCCCUGAAGCAGCACAAAUAACAGUGAACCCUUGCACGGCAUUUCGGAUGAUAAAAGACUUCGCUGAUCUUAAGCCUGGUGAUACUGUCAUUCAAAAUGGAGCGAACAGUUCUUGUGGGCAAAAUGUCAUUCAAAUAUGUAAAGCUUUAGAUUUGAAUUGUGUUGGUGUGGUUCGUGAUAGACCUGAAAUAAAUCAACUAGUUGCUUAUCUCAAAAGUCUUGGAGCAUCUGAAAUUUUAACUGAAGAACAAUGUCGAUCAACUCAGUUAUUUAAAUCAAAACAAUUUCGUCGGCCAAAACUAGCUCUCAAUUGUGUCGGCGGUAAAAAUGCUCUUGAAAUGGUGAAGCAUAUGGAUCACGGCGGUAUAAUGGUGACAUAUGGAGGAAUGUCAAGAGAACCAGUUCUAGCAUCAACUUCAUCUCUUAUCUUCAAAGAUAUGCAAUUUCGAGGAUUUUGGAUGACACGAUGGAAGGAACAGACAGGAAGAAGUGAAGAAGCAAAAAAAAUGCUUGAAGAACUUUUUCAAAUGAUUAUAAGUGGAAAAUUAAAAGCACCUGAUCACAAACUUGUAUCAUUCGAAGAAUUCCAAAAAACAACAGAAAAUGCAUUGAACCUUAAAGGAUUUUCUGGAACAAAGAUUAUGCUUGAUUUUAGGACAUAAAUAAAUUUAUUUUUACUUAUAUAUGAAGAUAUGUUGGAGAAUUAAAUAAAACUAAUGUCAAGAUAAACUCAUGCUUUGAUCAUUUAGACAACUUGUUGUGUUUUUCCUUAAUAUUGGAACAAGCGGCGGUGGUUCUGAUGAUGAAAAUCUUUUUGAAACAGUUGGUUUGUCAAAGAAAAUUAAUGGUGGUGGUUCGGUGCGAGAAGGAAAAUCAUGAAAAUUUGAGCAACUUUGUUGUGAUAUUGAAACAUUUUUCUGUUUCUCACGAACAUCGUAGUUGAUAACAAAGUUGAUCAUUCCAUCAUCGAUGCAAUGUGAAACUUGUUGGAGAAACUGAAUAGGCCGACGAAGAUGAAUGUUCGCUUUAAUCCAAUUAUGUGUUGCUGUUUCUAAUAUCAUUUUUUGAAGUUUCUGAACUUUUUUUAAAGUCACAACAGAUUUUGAUUUCUUAGUGAGUUUCAUCACAGCUUUCAGCAUUUGUUUGUUGAUAACUUCCAGAAGAUGUUUUUGUUUCAAC